ACACAUUACGCUCCUUUAGUCAGUGCUUUGGAGGCCACGAAGCAACCUCUAAGAAAGACGAACGAAUCGACGACGCGUUUGUGCGACGGGACGACCCAAGUGUACACGCGAUAACGCGAAGUGUGUGUGGUGAAGUGAAGUGCUGAGCUGUUGAUCGGCUUCUGCACCCUUUUGAAGAAGGCCGGGUUAAUGUCCUCGUUUUCGGGAUAAUCAAAACACAGAAAGCAUGGGAGUGGCGGAAGAUUUCGCUCCCAGCUUCACCCAAAAACCACAACUAAGACAAGAAGAUGAUGGCAAUAAACUUAUUUUCGAAUGUCAGUUAUUGUCAAAUCCAAAACCAGAUAUCCAAUGGUUCCGAAGCGACACGCUAUUAUCCGAAGACAGUAGAACUAAUUUCAAAAUACAGAAUGUAGGAGCUAACAAGUUUCUUGUGGUUCUUGAGCUUGACGAUGUUAUCGAAACAGAUGCCGGCCUUUACAAGGUCAAAGCGAAGAACAAAAUGGGAGAAGUUGCAGCUUCCAUCAACCUCAACUUCAGCCCUAUGGACGAACCAAAAGAAAAACAAAUCGACGGUCUUGCACCAACGUUCGCGAAGAAACCGAGUAUUCGGCAGGAGGAAGAUGGCAAAAGACUUCUUUUCGAAUGUCGAAUUCAGGCAGAUCCACGCCCAACCGUCAGUUGGUUCCACAAUGCCAACCCCGUACAUGAAACGCCACGUCACAAGUUGAGGAUAGACAAAGAUGGACACUCGUACUUUGCAACCCUUGAGAUUAAAAAUGUCACGGUUGAGGAUGCUGGCAAAUACAAGGUGACUGCAAAGAAUGAGUUGGGCGAAAGCAACGCAACGAUCAGCCUCAACUUCGACAGCGAUGAGGCUCCCGUGCCAGACAAUGGCAUCAAACCGACGUUCACAGAGCGACCUGUUAUCCGACAGACUGAUGACGGUAGCAAGAUCAUCUUCGAAUGCAGGUGCGUCGGGGACCCCAAACCUGUACUCCAAUGGUUCCACGGCAAAGAAGAGAUUCAAGAGAACAGUCGAUACCUAAUUUCCAUGGUUGAAGAUCAAAAACUCUAUUUUAUAGCGCGACUCGAAAUCAACAACGUUAAAAACACGGAUAGAGGAGAAUAUCGGGCGGUAGCGAAAAACGUUUACGGACAAGGAGUUGCCACCAUCAACCUCAAUUUUGAGGGGGCCACCAAGCCCAAAAUUCCGGACGGAAAGCCGCCUCGCUUCCCUAAGAAACCGACCAUAAGGCAGGAAGGCGAUGUCCUAGUGAUGGAAUGUCUUCUAGAAGCCAACCCAGAUCCAGAUAUUACAUGGUAUCAAGGCGAACAAAGUAUUGCAGAUAGUUCGAGAGUACGCAUGCUUCGGAAAACUACUGCCAAAGAUACAUAUCUGCUUACAUUAGAAAUAUCAAACCCUACACGCCAAGACGGGGGACACUAUAGAUGUAACGCUUUCAAUGUUUACGGUGAAAGCAAUGCAAACAUAGCGCUAAACUUCCAAGGUGGAGACAAUGCUGCUGGUUUUGCACCUUCCUUCAUCGAAAAACCCAAAAUUAUUCCAAACGAAAGCGGAACACUUAUUACCAUGAAAUGUAAAUGUAAAGCGAAACCUAAACCUGAAGUUACUUGGUUCCGUGGAACCACCGUUGUCAAAGAGUCUUCUAAAAUCACAAUCAAAACUCUAGAUGUAGAAGAAGACAUUUACGAACUUUCCCUCGAAAUCAAGGACCCCUCCGGACCCGACGGGGGUACUUACAGGUGCCACGUCAAGAACGAGUUCGGUGAGAGUAACGCCAAUCUUAAUCUCAAUAUAGAAGCCGAACCGGAACCGGAAGGCGACGGACCCACGUUCGUGGAAAAACCAAGAAUAACUUCGCACCAAGGAGGAAAGUUAGUAAUCAUGGAAUGUAAAGUUCGCGCUAACCCAAAACCGACGAUCGUGUGGUAUCGUGAAGGUAAACAAGUCACAGAAUCGUCCAAAAUUAAAAUAAGCUUCGAAAAAGUAGAAGAAGAUAUCUAUUACAUUAAACUCGAACUUAAAGACCCCGGAACCGAAGAUUCCGGUUUAUAUAAAUGCAACAUUAAAAACAAUUUAGGUGAACUCAACGCCAACCUCACACUCAACAUCGAGAUUAUACCCGUCAUUAAAGAAAAACCGAAGGUUAUUAAAAUUAUCAAAAAGAGAACUGUCGUCGUUGAAUGUAAAGUUCUCAGUAAAUUCGCACCGGAUUGCACUUGGUUUAAAGAAACUGCCGCCGUUAGAGAAGAUUCUCGGCACAAAGUUCUCGUUGAACAAGUCAAAGAUGGAGAAUUCGCGAUCAAACUUGAAAUUUCAGAAGUCAGCAAAACUGAUAAAGGUUUGUAUAAAUUAGUAGCAAAGAACGAAAAAGGUGAAGCGACAUCACAAACGGUUGAGGUAACGGAAUUACCUCCCGAGGAGAAACCGAAAGGCGAAAAACCAAAACUCACAAGACUUACUAAUGUCAAUAUCGAAGAAGGCAAGUCGGCCGAUUUUGUUUCUUCGCUCAAAGUUACCGACAAGACCGUCACGAUCACUUGGUACAAGAAUACGACGGUUAUUAGAGAGUCUUCAGACAUUAGAAUUUCGUUUGACGGUUCCACGGCACAUCUCAGUAUUUCUAAAUGUAAAGUUUCACAUUCAGCCACAUACAAAAUCGUAGCCAAGAACGAAUUCGGAGAGGACGAAACCUCCGCUGUUCUAACUGUCACAGAGAAGAAAGAGGAAAAGAAACGCGAAGAAGAAGAAGAAGAAGAAGAAGAAGAAGAAAUAGUAGAAAGCAGUAGUGGCGAAGAAAUUGAAGAAGAAAUUGAGGAAACUGACACUAAACAAAUAACACGAAAAGACGAAAUAAAACCAAAGAAACAAGAAGAAGAAAAAGUCGAAAAGAAAGUGGAGAAGAAGGUAGAAAAGAAAGAGGAAAAGAAGGAAGAAGUUAAGAAAGUUGAAAAGAAAGAGGAAGUCAAAAAAGUUGAAAAGAAGGAGGACGCUAAGAAAGUUAACGAUGUUGCUAAAAAUGCCGUUGAGAAAAUUGAGGAAACGAAACUCAUGGCCAAAAAGGGUGAAAGGAAAGCCUCAGUGCAAAAGAUUGAAGAAAUCAAAAGCGAGUCUCGUAGAAGCUCGAUCGUGGAAACCAGAGAACAGAUUAUUCAGGAUGGUGAAAAGAUUUCUAGUCGUAAAUCUUCCGUAUCCCAGAUUGAACAAGAAUCUAAAACUGAAAGGAAAUCUUCUGUAGCAGAAGAGAAAAAGAAAAAGGUACAAACUAAGAAAAUGGAGUCGACAGCUGAAACGACACCAACAAACAAUAUAGAAGAAAAACCACUUGACACUAAAAAACCAGAGACCAAACUGGCUCCUACCAAGGAGCCCGUGAAACCCGUUGACACAAAAACAAAACCAGAACCAUCCAAAACAGAGCCCGACAAGAAACCAGACCUCAAACAAACAGAACCCGUUAAGAGACCGAGUCUCAAAAAACCAGAACCAAAACCAGAACCAGAACCCGAACCGAAACCCCAACUCAAAAAAGUUGAUCUUGGGAAAAAGGUAACGGACACUAAAAAACCAGAGCCAAAACUCUUAGAACCAAAACCCACUGACAAAAAACCCGAGCUUAAAACACCCGAAAUUAUUGUCCCCGAGGAAGCUAGACGCCAACCUACUGUGAAGCCUAAAUACGAUCCUUUGAAAUUUGUCGAAGAGGAGGAAGUGCCGAUACCCGCCGUCACCGCCCCACCAAAACCGCCCGUGAAAGUACCUAAGUAUGACCCCAUGAGAUUUGUUGAGGAGAAAGAGGUGCAGGAAACUCCUCCUGUCAGCGCUGCACCAAAGCGUAUGGUACCUAGAUAUGAUCCCAUGCGAUUUGUGGAAGAGGAAGAGGAAGAAGAAGAAGACGAACCACCAACUGCCGCGACACCAGUGGUGCCUAGAUACGACCCUAUGAAAUUUGUCGAAGACAAAGAGGUGCGAAUUAUCCCAACAAUCAACAUUCCCGACGAGAACGACGCGAAUGAGGAAAAGACAAACGAAAAGGUUCAGCUAAAGCCAAGUGAUGAGACAGUUAAGCGACGAAUUCCUCCUAGAGCAGAGGUCAAAAAAGAUAGUUUCUUGUCCAUUCAAUUGAAACCUGUUUCAAAAGAAGCCAAAGAAGCAGAGAAGGCAAAACUAGAAGUUGAUUUGAAGAAAACUGGCGAAAAAGAAAAAAAGACCGUCACCAAGAAAGGUGCGAAAGCAGAGAAGAGUGACGAUCUCGACGCUUGGAUGAACAUCCCCGACUAUGAGAGACCAGUUUUGGAAAAAUAUGAACCUAACGCACCUCCAGAAUUCGCUGGUCGCGAAAAAACCAAACUCUCCAAGGAUAAACCGAGUGUUCCUCAAAUCAAAACACCAGAAGCACCUAAGAUAGCUGUCGUGAAAGAAAGAACACCUGAACCGAAGAAAGAGAGAACUCCUGAACCCAGGAAACAGUCUUUGGAACCCAGCGGACCUUCGAGCCGCCGGGGAUCGUUGAUUCCUCCUGAGGCUAUGGGCCGUAGGGCCAGUCUCAUCAUCUCAGACGAGGAACAUAGGAAACUCCGACCUGGAGAGGUCGUGGAGGAAAAAAAGGGAGGAAAAUUGCGUCCCGGUGAAGUACUCGAUUCUAAGCGCCGCCGUCCAAGUGGAGACGUCCGAAGACCCAGUAUUCAAGACAUGGAAGGUCUCAUUGACAAGCCUUCAACUCCACUUAGAGGUGUAGGCCCAGCAGGACCGCCCAGUAUCGUAGACAUACAAGAAAGCUAUUCUGCCGUUGAAGAUCAAGUCGCAUAUCUCAAUGUUGGCAUUGAAGGUGAACCUCCACCAACGUUCAAAUUUUAUAAAGGCAUGACCGAAAUUAUCGAAGGGGGUAGAUUUAAGUUCCUUACAGAAGGUGACACUAAUACGAUCACUUUGUGCAUCCGUAAAGUCAAGCCUAACGAUGAAGGCCAGUACAGAAUCGUUAUUUCUAACAUUCAUGGUGAAGAUUCUGCCGACAUGCAGCUUUAUGUGUCCGAUUCUAGUGGUAUGGACUUCCGUGCCAUGUUGAAAAAGAGGAAAUAUGCUAAAUGGGGCCAAGAUAAGGAGGAUCCCGACUGGGGAGAGCUCAAAGAAACUGAGAAACCUCUGCCGCCCCUUAAGAAAGUCGAAAAGAAAGUGGAAUCUUUCUUGAAGCCACUCGUCGACAAAUAUGCCAAAGAAGGAAAAGAUAAAAAAGUUGUGUUUGAGGCUGGUUUCUCAAAACCAAAUUGCAAACCAAAAUGGCUAUUCAGAAAAGACGAAUUGUUCCAAGGCGCCAAAUACAAAUUCAAGAACGAAAACGAAAUCUAUCAACUCAUAAUCAUGAACCCUAAAGUAGAAGAUACAGGAAAGUACUCCAUCGAAAUCGGUGGCGUUGCCUGUACCGCUUUCCUCAACGUCGACGAGCCUGAUCCGUCAUACACUUUCACGAAACCGCUGAAGAAGAAGUACGACGGUUUCACCAAGCACGAAAUCCAACUGGAAUGUACGGUCAGUAGCAGCUUAGCUAUAGUAGGUUGGUACAAAAGUACCACUAAACUCGAGGAUGGAGACAAGUACGGCAUUUCAAAAGACAUCAAUGGUGUAUGCCGUCUCACUAUCAAGUACGGUGAUUUCGACGACGCCGGAGAAUACUCCUGCAAACUCGAAAAACAAACAGAAAAGACCACCACGAGCUUAAAUGUCGUAGAAUAUCCCUACAAGUUCGUCAAGGUACUCAAACACCAACAACAUGUGGAAAAAGAGAACAUCACCUUCAUUUGCGAGCUUGACGACGCCGGAGGUGAGGUAAAAUGGUUCAAGGGCGAACAAGAAAUCAAACCGGACAAGAGAGUCAACAUCACCAAAGAUGGACGAAAAUGUAAGAUGGUGAUUAAAGAUGCGAAGGUCACCGACGCUGGAAUGUAUUCCUGCGUGACCAACGCUGACAAAACUGAAGCCGAGCUCGUUGUCAACUAUUUGAACAGAUUCAAUAAGAAACUGAAGGACACUGAAGCGGUAGAAAGAGAGAAGCUCGUCUUAGAUAUAGAACUGCAAGAUCAGACGGCUCCAGCCGUUUGGACUUUCAACGGAAAACCAAUCGAACCCUCUGAUAGAAUCGAAAUCAAAAAUCUAGGUGGAGGCAAACAUCAGCUCAUCUUCCACCACCUCUCAAUGGAAGAUGAUGGUGAAAUCAUGUGCGAGUCCGGAAAACUGACGUCAUCUAUGAAACUCAGCGUAAAGAAAGGAGAAAGUAGACCUAUUAUUGACUUCCCAGAUAAAUUUGAAGCACCUGCAAGUAGACCUAUCACACUUCAAGUACCAUACAAAGUUUCUGGAACCAAACAAACUCAAGUCGAAGCUAAGCUUGUUAAAGACGGUAAAGUACUUCCAUUGAAGGAAGUUGAAGUAGUGGUACGCGACGAAGAAGUCACGUUCAAAAUUAAAAAACCAUCAAGGGAAUUGUCUGGGUUGUACCAAAUUAAGUUGUCUAAUGGUCAAGGUGAAGACGUUAAAGAUGUAAAGAUCGUUAUGCAAGAUGUACCUUCUGCUCCUCUUGACGUUAAUGUUACCGAUGUGUUCCAAACAUCUUGUCAAGUGUCAUGGAAACCGUCCAAAGAUGACGGUGGUUCUCCUCUUCUACAUUACGUGGUUGAAAGACAAGAUAUUAGUUUGAAGGCUGGUUGGGAAAAUGUUGGACAAGUGUCACCAAAUGAAAAAACUACAUACAAAGUUGAAGGGUUAACACCAAAAAAAGAAUACAAAUUCCGUAUACGUGCCGUGAACAAGCUUGGUACCAGCGAACCUGCACUAUUCGGCAAACCAAUACUUGCAAAAGAUCCUUGGGAUGAACCAAGUAAACCUAAAGAUGUUCAAGUUGUUGAUUGGGACAAAGAUCACGCUGAUCUUAAAUGGAGUAAGCCCGACAACGACGGUGGUGCACCUAUCACUAGCUACAUCAUCGAAGUCAAGGAAAAAUUCGGAAAGGAGUGGUCUAAAGGUAUCGAAGUACCCGGAGAUCAACUUUCCGGAACCGUACCAGGAUUGAAGGAAAAUAGCCAGUACGAGUUUAGAGUAAGAGCUGUUAACAAAGCCGGCCCUGGUGAACCUAGCGAUACCACGAAACCGAUCAUCGCUAAAUGCAGAUUCGUUAAACCGUUCAUCAUUGGAAACGAUCUCAUUCCUAUUAUCGUGAAAAAGGGCCAAACUGUCAAAUACGAUAUCAAAUAUGGCGGUGAACCCGAACCAGAAGUUAAAUGGAUGUUAGACCAAACAGAAAUCAAGCAAGACGCAGAAGAAAGAAUAACCAUCGACAAAUACGAACGCAAUACCGUAAUAACAGUCCGAAGAUGUACUAGAAUAGACAGCGGCAAAUACCGCUUAGUCCUUACCAACAGUUCAGGAACCUGCGAAGGUACGGCCGAAGUCGUAGUCCUAGACAAACCAACACCUCCGAAAGGUCCUCUCAAGAUUGAUGAAGUCCGCGCCACACACGUCAAAGUUGGAUGGCAAAAACCAGAAGACACUGGUGGUACCGAACUCACCGGUUACGUCCUUGAAAAAAUGGACAUGGAGACUGGCAGAUGGAUACCUGCCGGUGAAGUGGGUCCCAACGAAAACUCAUUCACCUUCAAGGGACUUACUCCAAAGAAGAAGUAUAAGUUUAGAGUUAGAGCUAAAAACAAGGAAGGCGAAUCUGAACCUCUGGAAACAUUUGACGCUAUUAUGGCUAAGAAUCCAUACGAUGAGCCUGGAGCGCCUGGUAAACCCGAAAUUAUUGAUUACGAUAAUAAGAGUGUCACACUUAAGUGGGCCAAGCCUGAUAAUGACGGUGGACGUCCUAUCAGCCACUACACAAUUGAAAUGAAAGACAAAUUCUCACCAGACUGGACGGAAGUCACUAAGACCGAAGACAGCAAUCCUGAAUGCAUUGUAGAAAACUUGAAAGAAAACAUGGUGUAUCAGUUUAGGGUGCGUGCGCAUAACAAAGCCGGGCCUUCCAAACCUUCGGAAGCAACCGACAACCAUCUCUGCAAACACAGAAAUCUGAAACCUCGUAUCGACAGAGAAACAUUCAAGUCGAUUGUUAUUAAGGCCGGUCGUACCCACAAAUGGUCUGUUGAUAUUACCGGUGAACCUCCGCCGGAAGUUAAAUGGGUUUGGAGAGACAAUAUUCCUUUAACGAACACCGAAAGAAUCAAAAUCGAGAACAUAGAUUAUCACACAGACUUCACAAUUGUUAAUGCGGCCCGUAGAGAUACCGGAAAAUACACUCUUAUAGCUGAAAACGUAAACGGCAAGGAUACCGAAACCGUAGAACUUACAGUUUUAGGCAAACCUGGCUCGCCUGAGGGUCCUCUCGAGGUGUCCGAUGUCACCGCCGAGAAGGCUAAGAUCGCAUGGAAGAAACCAGAAGAUGAUGGUGGCAGUCCAAUCAAGGAAUACGAAAUCGAAAAAAUGGACAUGGCUACCGGUAAAUGGGUCCGUGUUGGACGUUUACCGGCUGACAGAGUCGGUCCUGACGGUAAACUCGAGUACGACGUCACUGGACUCAAUCCAGGAUCAGAAUACAAAUUCCGCGUCACAGCGGUUAACGCUGAGGGAGAUUCUGAACCUCUAGUUUCAGAUCGUAGCACUCUUGCUAAAAAUCCAUUUGAUGAACCUGGCAAACCGGGUACUCCAGAAAUCGUGGACUAUGAUAAUACAGGGGUCAACCUUAAAUGGGACAAACCACAAAGCGAUGGUGGUGCGCCCAUCGAAAAGUACAUCAUUCAAAAGAAAGAUAAGUAUAAACCUGAUUGGGAAAAGGCUGGUGAAGUACCCGGAGACGCAACUGAAGCUAGAGUGGAAGACCUGAAAGAACGCGGAGAGUACCAGUUCAGAAUUAUCGCUGUUAACAAAGCUGGACCUGGUGAACCGUCUGAUGCUUCUAAAAUGCAGAUCAUUAAACACAGAGCUCUCAAACCAAGAAUCGACAGAACGAAUCUCAAAGCAAUCUGUGUUCGUGCUGGUAAAAUCAUUAAAUACGAUGUGGAUGUCAAAGGUGAACCGCCACCGACAAUCACAUGGUUCCAGAACGACAAGGAAGUCAAAUCCGAAGGAAACAUUGAAAUUAUUAACAUAGACUAUAAUACCAAGAUUACUAUUAAUAAUUCUAUUCGUAAAAAUACUGGUAUUUAUAAAAUCAAAGCGGUCAACGAGCACGGCUCCGAUGAAGCCGAGGUCGAAGUCACCGUACUUUCAUCUCCAUCCAAACCUAAAGGGCCUCUUCAAACCACUGACGUCGUUAAGAACGGUUGCAAACUUAAGUGGGGUAAACCAGAAGAUGAUGGUGGCCGACCAAUAACUGGAUACGUCGUCGAAAAAUUAGAUAAACAAACAGGUCGCUGGGCUCCCGUCGGACGAACAAACGAUACAGAAAUGGACGUCAAAGGCUUACUAGAAGGUCACGAAUACGAUUUCAGAGUCAGAGCUGUAAACGAUGAAGGGGAAUCAGAACCUCUCGAAACCGAUAAAUCAAUCAUUGCGAAGAAUCCAUUCGACGUUCCUGGUAAACCAGGCACGCCCGAAAUCACUGACUGGGACGCGGACCGUGUCGACCUUAAAUGGACCGCACCCAAGAGCACCGGAGGUGCUCCCAUCACCGGUUACGUCAUCGAAAAGAAGGAAAAAUUCUCCACUUCUUGGGAUGAAAUUCUUACUACAGAUUCUCCAGCUACUGAUGCACAAGUACCUGGGCUGAGAGAAGGCAACACUUACCAGUUCCGCGUCCGCGCUAUCAAUAAAGCCGGUCCCGGAGAACCUUCCGAACCGACAGGUCAACAUGUUGCCAAAGCCAGACACUUGCGUCCGCUUAUCAAUCGCGAGAAACUGCAAGCUAUCAGGGUACGCGCAGGCCAGGUUGUCAAGUUUGACGUUGACGUCAAAGGUGAACCUCCACCGAAGAUCACCUGGAGCUUCGCCAACAAACCCUUGGAAUCUGCCGGCAAUAUCAAGAUUGAGAACGAAGAUUACAACACUAAAUUCACUCUCACUGAAACUGAGAGAAAAUGGACCGGUACUUACACCAUCAGAGCUGAAAAUGAAUCGGGCUUCGAUGAAGCCCCUGUGCAAGUAACUAUCUUAGACAAACCCGGUAAACCUGAAGGGCCUCUUGAUAUCACCGGGGUCCACAAAGAAGGUUGCAAGCUCAAAUGGGAGAAACCCAAAGAUGAUGGUGGCUUACCGAUUACCGGAUACGUUGUUGAAAAACAAGACGCGUCUACUGGUCGUUGGGUACCUGCGGGUUUCAUAGACCCCGACAAAACCGAACAUGAAGUUACCGGACUUGAACCAAACAAGAAAUACAGCUUCCGUGUAAAAGCUGUUAAUGAAGAGGGAGAGUCUGAACCGCUAGAAGGCGACAAUCCUAUCAUUGCCAAGAACCCGUACGAUAUUCCAGCUCCUCCAGGACUACCAGAGAUUAUCGACUGGGACGAACAUUCGGUUAAACUUAAAUGGGAAAAACCCGUCAGAGAUGGCGGUGCACCCAUCAGCGGUUACAUUAUUGAAGCGAUGGAUAAAUUUAGUGGUACUUUUGUUAAAGUAGCAGAAGUAGGACCAACCUGCACUGGAAGUGUCAGCAGACUAGAAGAAGGAAAUCAGUACAAAUUCCGUAUUCGCGCUGUAAACAAGGCCGGAACUUCGGAUCCUUCCGAACAAACGAACUGGCACACCGCUAAACCAAGAUUCUUGAAACCUUUGAUUGACCGCACCAACUUGAAAGAUUUGAGCAUCAAAUCUGGUCUCUCUAUUAGCUUAGACAUUAAUAUCGCCGGUGAACCUCCACCGAAGGUCACUUGGUUCUUCGAAGGCAAAGAAAUCGCUUCCAGCGAUGAAAUUAAGAUCGACAAUGUUGACUACAACACGAAAUUCUUUGUACUCCGUGCCAAGCGUACGCAAACCGGAAAAUACACCGUCGUUGCUAAGAACGAAGUCGGCGAAGACAGUGCUGACAUAGAAAUUCAAGUUCUGAGCAAACCUUCUUCACCCAAAGGUCCUCUCGAUGUCACAGACGUUACCAAACACGGAUGCAAACUCAAGUGGAAGAAACCAGAUGACGAUGGUGGUACUCCCAUCGAUCACUACGAAAUUGAAAAACUCGAUCCUCUCACUGGACAGUGGCUUCCGUGCGGCAGAAGCACUGAGCCCGAAGCGAAUAUCGCCGGGCUCCAAGAAGGCAAACCUUACAAAUUUAGAGUCAAAGCGGUCAACAAAGAAGGAGAAUCGGAACCAUUAGAAACCGAAAAAUCUAUCAUCGCUAAGAAUCCCUUCGAUGAACCCAGCAAACCCGGACGUCCUGAUCCCAAAAACUGGGAUAAGGACUUCGUCGAACUGGCCUGGUCUCCUCCAAAGAGUGACGGCGGUGCUCCAAUUGAAAAAUACAUCAUUCAAAUGCACGAUAAAGCCGGACGUGGGUGGGUUGACGCAAACACAGUUCCUGGAGACAGAAAUACCGGAAGAGUCACUAAUGUCGAAGAGGGACACGAGUAUGAGUUCAGAAUUGUGGCAGUUAAUAAGGCUGGACCAAGUGAACCAAGUGAUCCGUCUAAACCAGUCACUGCUAAACCUAGAUUCUUGGCACCACAUAUCGAUCGUAAAAACUUACAAAAGAAGAUUCUACGAACCGGACAGUUACUUCGUAUCGAAGCUGAUAUUAAAGGUGAACCACCACCGGUAGUAACCUGGACCCUGAAAGAGAAAACUAUCAAAAAUACUGACAGGCUUAAGAUCGAAAAUGAAGAGUAUCACACUUCUUUCACUUUACAAAAAGCUAAACGUACUGAUACAGGUGUCUAUACAGUCACAGCUAAAAACGAUUCGGGUGUGGACACCGUCGAUGUAGAAAUCCAAGUUCUGAGCAAACCUUCGAAACCGAAAGGUCCUCUCACAGUAUCCGACGUUAAAGCCGACGGUUGCAAACUCAAAUGGGAACCACCGGAAGAUGACGGCGGUGAACCCGUUAGUGGUUACGUAGUCGAACGUAUGGACACAGACACAGGCAGAUGGAUACCUGUUACCACAACAAAAACACCCGAAGCCGACGUUACUGGUUUAAACGAAGGCAAAGAUUACUUAUUUAGAGUGAAAGCUGUCAACUCUGAGGGUGAAUCAGAGCCAUUAGAAACCGAAGUACCGGUUACAGCUAAGAAUCCCUACACGGAACCAGAUACUCCUGGAAAACCCGAAGUCAAAGACUGGUCCAAAAAUCAUGCCGAUCUCAAAUGGACCCCACCGAAAGAAGAUGGCGGUGCGCCUAUUGAAAAAUACAUUAUUGAAAAGAAAGACCCUGUUACUGGUAAAUGGCAGAAAGCUGUUGAAGUUCCAGGAAACAAGACAGAGGCCAAAGUGCCCGACUUACAAGAAGGACAAAAAUAUCAGUUCCGUGUCAAAGCUGUUAACAAAGGAGGCGAAAGUAAACCUUCCCCACCAUCAGAAACCAUCACAGCCAAAGACAGAUUCGUGCCACCUAAAAUUGACCGCACCUCACUCAGAGAUCUCACCAUCAAAGCGGGACAACAUAUUCGUCUGGACGUCAAAGUAUCCGGAGAACCUCCACCAUCGAAGACCUGGUUCUUAAACAAAGCCCGUAUCGAAAAACGUUCAGACAUCACCGUGGACUCUGAGAACUACAAAACGAAGUUAGUGAUCGCUGUAGCCGAAAGAGGUCACACCGGAACGUUAACUCUCAAAGCCGAGAAUAGUUCAGGAAAAGACGAAGCUAGCAUCGAAAUUAAAGUUGUUGACAAACCUGGUACACCCGAAGGUCCACUCAAAAUCAGUGACGUACACAAAGAGGGAUGCAGCCUCAAAUGGAACCCACCACAAGACGAUGGUGGUGUACCAAUCGAAUACUACGCUGUUGAAAAACUCGAUACUGCUACUGGCCGUUGGGUACCGGCAGGUCGCGCAAAAGAACCCAAGAUCGACCUCAAUAACCUUGAACCUGGUCAGGAAUACAAAUUUAGAGUGUCCGCCGUGAAUGCUGAAGGUGAAUCGGAACCUCUUGUAGCCGAACAGACAAUCGUGGCCAAGAAUCCAUUCGACGAGCCUGGUGCACCGGGAACACCCGAAGUUACUGACUGGGACAAGGAUCACGUCGACUUACGAUGGACUCCACCAACUAAUGAUGGUGGAUCUCCAAUCACCGGAUAUAUUAUCGAAAAACGGGAGAAAGGCUCACCAAAAUGGACAAAAGCUGGAGAAGUUGGUCCUCAAGAUACUAAAGGCACCGCUGACCAUUUAGAUGAAGGUGUCGAAUACGAAUUCAGAGUGAGGGCAGUUAAUGCAGCAGGUCCUGGUGAACCUAGCCAAGCAUCGAAAUCUGUCGUCACCAAGCCUAGAAAAUUGGCUCCCAAAAUUGAUCGCCGCACUCUGCAUAACUUAACUGUGAAGGAGGGCGAACCUAUCUACAUUGACGUUAAAGUCAGUGGUGAACCUGCUCCCGAAGUUGUAUGGUACCAAGACAACAAAACAGUCACACAGACAGCACAUCGUCGUGUCGAAAAUAUUCCGUAUAAUUCCAAGUUCUUUAACGACAAACCCGAACGAAAGGACACUGGAAUUUACAAAAUUGUUGCGUCGAAUAGAUACGGCCAGGACACGGCAGAAAUUGAGAUUACUGUUGUCUCUAAACCCGGACAACCAGAAGGACCUUUGGAAGUUACAGACAUCCACAAAGAUGGUUGCAAUCUCAAAUGGAAGAGACCUAAAGACGACGGUGGCGAACCCAUUGAAGCCUACGUUGUCGAAAAAUUGGACCCAGAAACUGGAAUCUGGUUACCGGUGGGAAAAACAACCGGCGAUGUACCAGAAAUGAAAGUAGAUGGUCUUAUUCCUGGACACGAAUACAAAUUUAGAGUGAAAGCUGUUAACAAAGAGGGCGAAUCUGAACCAUUAGAAACCGCUGGAACCAUCACAGCUAAAGAUCCAUUCACUACGCCAAGUAAACCCGGAGCUCCAGAACCUGUUGACUGGACCGCACAACACGUUGAACUCAAAUGGACUGAGCCUCCAUUCGAUGGUGGUUCUCCGAUAACCGGAUACAUUGUCGAAAUGAAGGACAAAUACAGUCCCUUGUGGGAAAAGGCUUUGGAAACCACAUCAGCAACUCCAACUGCCGUAGUACAUGGUUUGAUUGAAGGAAAUGAAUAUCAGUUCCGUGUAAUUGCUGUCAACAAAGCCGGUCAAAGUCCUGCUUCAGAUUCAAGCAAGAGCUUUAUUGCGAAACCGAGAUUCUUGGCGCCAAGAAUCGACAGGAGACACCUUCACGAUGUCACAAUUUCGGCUGGAUCACCGCUUAAGUUUGAUGCUAACAUCAUUGGUGAGCCUCCACCGACUGUAGAAUGGCGCUUCAAUGGCAUGACCCUCAAAAACAAUAACCGCGUCUUAAUUGAAAACGUAGAUUACAAUACUAAGAUUGCUAUAAGACCAGUCAAUAGAGAUGACACCGGCGAAUACACUGUGACCGCUACAAACUCUUCAGGAAGAGAUACUCACACUAUUAAUGUAACUGUUACCGCUAAACCGUCUCCACCUGAAGGACCCUUACAAGUAUCAGACGUCAAUAAGAACGGCUGCAAACUUAAAUGGAAGCGACCUAAAGAUGAUGGUGGCACCCCCAUCGAAUACUACCAAGUCGAAAAAAUGGAUCCCGAAACUGGAACCUGGGUACCUUGCGGAAGGGCUAACGAACCCAACUUUGAGGUAACCGGUUUGACACCUGGAAAAGAGUACAAAUUCAGAGUUGCUGCUGUAAAUGCAGAAGGAGAAUCUAAACCACUUGAAACCGAACAAGCAAUUCUUGCCAAGAAUCCAUUUGAUGAACCUGGACCACCAGGCCAUCUCAAGGCUACAGACUGGGAUAGAGAUCACGUUGACUUACAAUGGACUCCACCCAAGGACGACGGUGGUUCUCCAAUCACGGGCUACAUUGUCGAAAAGAAAGAUAAAUUCGGGGACUGGGAAAGGGCCUUUGAAGUACCAGCAGAUCAAACUAAGGCCACUGUUGGUGAUUUAAUUGAAGGACAACCUUACGAAUUCCGCGUAAGAGCUGUCAAUGCUGCCGGUCCUGGUGACCCAAGCAACGAAACACCGACCAUUAUCGCCAAACCCAGAAACCAAGCACCUAAAAUCGACCGUACCAAUCUCAUUGAAGUACGCAUUAAGGCAGGUCAACCGUUUAACUUCGACGUCAAGGUAUCAGGCGAACCCAUGCCUACCACUAAAUGGUUGAUCAAAGGGAAAGAAAUUAAAUCUGGCGAUAGAACCAAGGUUCAACACGGCGACUACAACACGAAGAUUUCCGUCCGUAAUGCCACACGCUCCGAAUCUGGCACUUACACGGUGACAGCCGAAAACGUUAACGGAAAAGAUAUCGCUGAAGUAGAAGUGAUAGUUUUGGAUGUACCUAGUCCGCCAGGAGGACCACUCAAAGUAUCCGACGUUCACGCUAACGGUUGCAAACUUAACUGGCGUCCACCUGCCGACGAUGGUGGCCAACCCGUCGAAAGAUACGUGGUUGAAAAGAUGGACGAAGCCACCGGUCGCUGGGUACCGGCUGGAGAAACUGAUGGUCCUGAGACCUCCCUCAAUGUAGACGGCUUAGUUCCAGGCAAAAAAUACAAGUUCAGAGUACGUGCCGUCAACAAGCAAGGCAAAUCUGAGCCGCUCACCACCGCCCAAGCAAUCGAAGCCAAAAAUCCGUUCGACGAACCUGGAAAAACCGGGACACCGGAAAUUACCGACUACGACACCGAUUUCGUCGAGCUCAAAUGGGACCGACCAGAAUCAGAUGGUGGAUCACCGAUCACAGGGUACAUCAUCGAAAAACGCGACAAAUUUAAUCCCAAUUGGGAGAAGUGUGCCGAAGUCGAAGGCGACGUCAAUACCGGAAAGGUUAAUGAUCUCAUUGAAGGAACACCAUACGAGUUCCGCAUUCGCGCUGUAAAUAAAGCUGGUCCUGGAGAACCAAGCGAUGCUUCCAAGACUCACGUGGCGAGACCCAAAAAUCUUGCUCCCAAAAUCGACAGGAACGCCUUACUUGACAUUAAAAUACGCGUUGGUCAAUCCUUCGAAUUCAACGUACCUGUCAUCGGCGAACCGCCACCGAGCAAAACAUGGGCUCUUAAAGAUAAUGACUUAUUUGAAACUGACAGAAUUAAAAUAGUUAACGAAGACUAUAGAACCAUUUUGAAGAUUUCUGACGCGAAACGUGCUGAUAGUGGACCGUAUCAACUAACGGCAAAGAAUAUCAAUGGGAAAGAUGUUGCUACUGUCAACGUCACAGUAUUGGAUGUACCUACUCCGCCUGAGGGACCACUUAAGGCCGACAAUGUCACGAAGAACUCUCUUACGCUUCGCUGGAAGCCACCCAAGGAUGACGGUGGCUCCGAAAUUAGUCACUACACAGUCGAAAAACAAGAUACUGAAACUAUGCGCUGGGUUCCAGUUGGUGAAGCCAUGGGGACAUCCAUGCGAGUACCUAAUCUUACUGAAGGCCAUGACUACAAGUUCCGAGUUUGUGCGGUCAAUAAACAAGGAGAAUCGGCUCCACUAACUACCGCUGAAAGCAUUACCGCUAAAGAUCCCUUCACUAAACCAGACAGGCCUGGCGCACCCACUCCAACAGACUGGGAUAAAGAUCACGUGGAUCUUGAAUGGUCCCCACCACGAAAGGAUGGAGGAUCACCAAUCACUUCAUACAUCAUCGAGAAGAGACCAAAACAUGGCACAUGGGAAAAAGCGGCUGAAGUUCCUGGUAAUCAAACUAAAGGCACCGCUCCCAACUUAACCGAAGGCGAAGAAUACGAAUUUAGAAUAAUCGCCGUCAACAAAGGCGGACAAAGUGAACCUAGUGAAGCGUCCAUCCCUGUUAUUGCCAAACCUAGAUUCCAGGCACCCACAUUCGACAAGACGCUACUUGAAGACAUUACCGUCAAAGCUGGUCAACGCUUCGGGUGGACCAUUCCCAUCGAGGCAUCGCCAAAACCCACCGUUAAGUGGACCGUUAACGGCAAAGAGAUUAAAGCGAACGAGAGAAUUGAUAUUGGUGUUUACAACAAUAAGAUGUCUUACGAUGUGUCGUCUUCUAUUCGGGCAGACGCUGGAAGAUACACCGUAACAUUGACUAAUGACUUAGGAAGCAUUUCUGCGUCCGCAAAUGUCACAGUCCUCGAUAAACCAGGACCACCACAACCUCCACUUAAUGUCAGCAAUGUUACUAAAGAAAGCGCAAGAAUCAAUUGGAAACCACCACUCGACGACGGUGGUUCACCAAUUCUCCACUACAUUGUGGAAAAAAUGGAUGUAUCUAGAGGAACUUGGGCCGAUGCGGGAAUGGCCACGAUUACAUCUCAUGAUAUAACGAGACUGAUUCACCGCAAAGAGUACUACUUUAGAGUUAAGGCGGUGAAUGCCGUUGGGGAAUCUGAACCCCUUGAGACGCCCAAGAGCAUUAUUGCUAAGAACGAAUUCGAUGAACCUAGCGCUCCUGGUAAACCAGCUGUUACCGACUGGGAUAAGGACCAUGUUGAUCUUGAAUGGACACCACCGAAGAAUGACGGUGGUUCUCCACUUACUGGAUAUAUCAUUCAAAAGAAAGAAAAAGGAAGUCCUUACUGGACAAAUGCUGCUCACGUACCUGCUAACAAAAAUACUGCUACAGUACCUGACUUGACCGAGGGACAAGAAUACGAAUUCAGAGUAAUAGCGACCAAUACAGCUGGUCAAAGCGAACCUUCAGAACCUUCUGAUGUUGUAACCGCUAAAGCUAGAUUCUUGGCUCCCAAAAUCAAGACCCCGCUUAACGAUAUUCGUAUCAAAGCCGGACUUAUUCUUCACGUUGAUAUUGACUUUAUUGGUGAACCGUGCCCAGAGGCUACCUGGACUGUUGGAAGCAAAGGGCUUACUGCAGAUGACCGUACCACCGUAACCUCUAUUGGUUACCAUACUGUUAUUCACACGGUUAACGCUAAGCGUUCGGACAGUGGCUUGUAUCAUCUCUUACUCAAGAACAACUCUGGAAUUGAUGAAGGGUCGUUCCAAGUUAUCGUCUUGGAUCGUCCUGGACCUCCACAAGGUCCUCUCGAAUAUGAAGAAGUUACCGCACAAAGCGUUACGCUUUCAUGGAAACCACCUAAAGAUAACGGUGGCAGUGAACUAACUGGCUAUGUAAUCGAAAAGAGAGAUUUGACUCACGGCGGGGGCUGGGUUCCCGCUGUCAGUUACGUUAACCCGAAAUACAACCACGCGGUUGUACCAAGGCUGCUCGAAGGAACCAAAUAUGAGUUUAGGGUAUUUGCUGAGAAUCUUCAAGGACGCUCCGAUCCAUUAGAUACGGACAAACCAAUCGUAGCUAAGAAUCAAUACGAUGUUCCUGGUAAACCCGGAAGGCCGGAACUUGUGGACAGUGAUAAAGACCACAUCAAGAUUAAAUGGUCUGCUCCUAUUAGCAAUGGCGGCUCUCCCAUUAUUGGAUACGACGUCGAAAGGCGGGAUCGUGCAACAGGACGUUGGGUUAAACUCAACAAAGAGCCUACACGCCAUUUGGAAUUCUACGACGACAGGGUACAGGAAGGACAUCAGUAUGAAUACAGGGUAUCAGCUGUUAAUGCCGCUGGAGCUGGUAAACCAAGCGACACAUCUCAUGUAUUCACCGCUAAACCAAUGAAAGAGAAACCAAAAUUGUGGCUCGAUGGAAUUAUCGGGCGUAAGAUCAAGGUGCGCGCUGGAGAACCAAUUAACAUUGAUAUUCCACUGACCGGCGCACCUACUCCUAAGAUCGAAUGGUCGAAGAAUGGAGUAGUUAUACCUGAAACCAACAGAGUCUACACCGAAACAACAAGCGAGCAUACCGCACUCAGAGUCGAAGUUUCGAAUCGUGACGAUGCUGCCAAAUACACCGUCAGAGCCAAGAACGAAUACGGUUCCGACGAAGCCGACAUCGAAGUCAUCGUUGUCGACAAACCUGGAAUUCCCAGAGGACCCCUUAUGUAUACCGAAACCACGCAAGACAGUGUCUCCUUGUCUUGGAACCCACCGCAUGACGAUGGCGGCGGCGAAAUUAGCGGCUAUAUUGUUGAAGUUAGCGAGUUUGGAACCGAUAGUUGGCGUCCAUGCCCUGGCUUCUGCCCACGUCCGUCAUUCACCGUACGCGGACUAACGGAAGGAAAGAAAUACGUCUUCCGCGUCCGUGCCGAAAACAUCUAUGGCGUUUCUGAACCACUUGAAGGUAAACCAGUUGUAGCGAAGAGUCCAUUCGACCCACCAGAUGCGCCAAGUCAACCAGAGGUUACCGGCUACACUCCAUCUUCAUGCUCUCUGAAAUGGAAUCCUCCUACAUCCACCGGUGGUAAACCCAUCACUGGAUAUUACGUUGAAAAGAGAGAACGCGGAGGUGAAUGGAUUAAAGUUAAUAACUAUCCAACCCCGAAUACUCAAUAUACGGUGCAAGACCUGAGAGAAGGUAACAAAUAUGAGUUCCGCGUUAUAGCCGUGAACGAAGCUGGACCUGGCAAACCAAGCAAACCAACCGAACCAAUCACAGCACAACACCAAAGAUUUAAACCCGACGCUCCUGAACCACCAAAACCAGAUCGCAUCACCAAAGACAGCGUUACGUUGUCUUGGAGACCACCACGUAGCGACGGAGGCUCCAAACUCAAGGGUUAUUUGUUGCAAAAGAAAGCCAAGGGUGACGAUGACUGGAGCGACGUUAAUUCUGUUCCUAUAUCCGAGACUGUGUACACGGUGCCGAAAUUGAAAGAAGGAGAAGAAUAUCAAUUCAGGGUAAUCGCUGUUAACGAAGUCGGCAAGUCUGAACCGAGCCGACCGAGCACCAGUAUUCUUAUUGAAGAACAACCCAAUAAACCAUGUAUGGACCUCGGAGGAGUUCGUGAUAUCACCGUACGAGCUGGUGAAGAUUUCAGUAUCCACGUUCCAUAUGUCGGUUUCCCCAAACCCACAGCGUCGUGGUUCUGUAACGACAAAAUUCUUGACGAAUCUGAUACACGCGUAUUCCCGAAAUUGGGCGAUGAUGCUGCUAGCAUUAUUGUUAAGAACUCAAAACGCGGUGACAGUGGACAGUACAGACUGCAACUCAAGAAUCCAUCUGGCUUUGAUACUGCUACCAUUAAUGUUAAAGUACUCGACAGACCGGGCAAACCCGAGAACCUUCGCGCUGACGAAUUUGCAGGAGACGCUCUCACCUUGUACUGGCAACCACCUAAAGACAACGGAGGUUCUGACAUUACAAAUUACAUUGUUGAAAAGAAAGAAGCUAGGUCGCCCACUUGGUCUAAAGUUAGCAGCUACGUCACUGUUCCGUUUAUCCGUAUUCGUAACUUGACGCUUGGAAGAGAGUACGAAUUUAGAGUUAUGGCUGAAAAUCAAUAUGGUCAAUCAGAACCGGCAGUAACCGCUGAACCUAUCCGCGCUAGACAUCCAUUUGAUCCUCCUGGUGCUCCUGGAGCUCCUCGAGGCAUUGAGACCAGUGAAGACUCUAUUACUAUUCAAUGGACCAAACCCAGACACGAUGGAGGAUCUCCAAUUACUGGUUACGUUAUUGAGAAGAGACUGAUUUCGGAAGACAAAUGGACCAAAGCUUCUCAUGCUCUCAUACCAGAUCUUUCCCACAAAGUCAUUAAUUUGAUCGAAAAUCACGAGUACGAAUUCAGAGUGGCGGCUAUUAACGCUGCUGGACAGGGACCAUGGAGUUCUUCAUCCGAUGCUAUUGCUGCAAGAGCACCACCAUCGGCACCAAGAAUAACAUCCGAUUUAAGCAUCCGAGACAUGGUUGUGAUUGCCGGUGAAGAAUUCAAGAUCACAGUACCUUACGUAGCCACUCCUAAACCAAGAGCCUCAUGGACUAUCAACGGAGACGAAGUCUUAUCAGACAGCAGGAUCAAAUUUGAAACUACCGAUAUUGCUUCUAUCUUCACAAACAAAUCAGCGAAGAGAAACGAUAGUGGAAGCUACACUAUCAAACUGACAAAUUCUGAAGGAUCCGACUCUGCCACAUGUAGAGUUUUGGUUGUAGAUAAACCACAACCACCUCAAGGACCUCUCGAUAUUUCUGACAUCACUCCUGACAACUGUUCAUUGGCUUGGCGACCACCAACCGACGAUGGCGGUUCACCCAUCACCAACUACAUUGUCGAAAAACUGGACACCAACGGAAUUUGGGUCAAAGUUAGUAGUUUCGUCCGCAGCACCCACUACGACGUGAUGGGCUUAGAACCAAACAAGAAAUACAGCUUCCGAGUCCGUGCCGAAAACCAGUACGGUAUCAGCGAACCUCUUGAAAGCAGCGACCCGAUCACAGCCAAGUAUCCAUUCACAGUACCUGACGCACCUGGUGCGCCACGUGUCACUGACUGGACCACAAACACCAUCUCCCUGACUUGGGACAGGCCUGCCAACGACGGUGGCUCACGCGUCCAAGGCUACAAACUUGAAUACCGUGAUGUAUCUGACACUCACUGGCAGAGCGCUAGCGAUUACCUCAUCAAGGAAACUCACUUCGAUCUCUACAACAUGAUCAGCGGCCACGAAUACGAGUUCCGCGUGCGCGCCAAGAACGCCGCUGGUUUCAGUAAACCAUCACAAUCGUCGUCUAAAUUCAAACUUAAAGGCAAAUUCAACGUGCCAUCCGCACCUCAAAACCCGAAGGUCGUCAAAGUUGGAAAGAGCUACGUCGACCUUACUUGGGAACCUCCUACGAGCGAUGGUGGCUCUAGAAUUACGGGAUAUAUCAUCGAGAAGCGCGAAAUUGGUAGCCCGAUUUGGCACAAAUGUAACGAUUAUAAUGUUACUGACACUAGCUACACGGUUUUGAAUUUGACCGAAAGGUCAGACUAUGAAUUCAGAAUUUAUGCUGUUAACACUGCUGGCAGAAGUGAACCAAGCGCGUGCACUACUCCUGUUAAAAUUUGUGAAGUUCUUGGAGGUGAGAAACCUGAAUGGAUUCGUACACUUGGCAACCAGACCGCACCUCUUGGCAAAUCGGUGUCCUUGUCGUGUGAAGCGUCCGGUAAACCACAACCUACCUUCCGCUGGUUAAGAAACGGACGCGAAAUUAAAAUCAGUGGAAGAUUCAGAACGGAAAGCAAGGGAGGAGUUGCAUGGUUGCACAUUACUGACCUUCUGGAUAUCGAUGAUGGUGACUACACCUGUGAGGCUAGCAAUUCGUUGGGUUCAGUUACAACAACCGCUCGCUUGAGGAUUGGAACACCUCCACGCAUCGAGCGUCUACCUGGAGACCUGUACCUGGCGGAGAACGACAACACUAAGAUCAAGAUUUACUACUCCGGCGACCAACCCCUGGACGUCACUCUUACCAAGAAUGGACAAAAGAUUGACGAAUCCGCUCACAUCAAAUACACCAUCUUUGACGACUACAUUAUCAUUUUCAUCAAAGGUAUCACUAAAGAUGACGCCGGCACUUACAACCUUACUGUCAAGAACGACAGCGGAAGUGCUUCUGGAAGCUUUACCGUCUACAUUACCGGUCUUCCCGGUCCACCAACCGGACCUCUGGAAGCCAGCGACGUCACUAAACACACGUGCACGCUCAACUGGAAGCCGCCAUCUUACGAUGGUGGUCUACGCAUCACUCACUACGUCGUUGAGAGGAAGGACGUUACCCUCAGCCACUGGAUCACAAUUAACAGCUCCUGCAAAGAUACUACUUUCACUGUCCAAGGGUUAACUGAAGGCCAAGAGUACAUUUUCCGUGUUAUGGCUGUCAACGACAACGGAAUGGGUCCUCCACUCGACGGGGUUAACCCGAUCCGUGCUAAAGCUCCAUUCGACCCACCAUCACCUCCUGGUGUUCCUAAAGUUACGCAAGUCGGUGGCGAUUUCGUCAACCUCGAAUGGGCUAAACCGGAGAGCGACGGAGGUGCUCGCAUACAGGGUUACUGGAUCGACAAACGCGAAGCUGGCAGCAGCACAUGGCAAAGAGUCAACAUUUCAAUUUGUCUACCAACUCAAAUUAAUAUUUCCAAUUUAAUUGAAGGACGCAAAUACGAAUUCAGAGUAUUCGCUCAAAAUAUCGCUGGAAUUUCUGAACCUUCAUCCGCUUCCACUUCCGUGGUCAUCAAGGAUCCACUUGCGGCGACACCACCAGAAAUUGUCAAGCCUCUCAAAAACGCCAACUGCAUACAAAACCACAACGCCCAAUUCCAGUGUACUAUUACUGGCUCGCCGAAACCUACGAUCACUUGGUACAAAGGAGCCCGUGAAAUCGUUAGCGGGUCUAGAUAUACAAUCUAUAGCGAAGAUGAUGUUCACUACUUGACCAUCAAUGACGUGUUUGGUGAAGAUGCUGAUGAGUAUGUCUGCAGAGCCGUUAACAAAGCUGGAGUGAAGUCCACCCGUGCCGAACUUAUUAUUAUGACUGCACCAAAACUCAACAUUCCACCUCGCUUCCGUGAUACCGCAUACUUCGACAAGGGUGAAAACGUUGUUAUCAAGAUUCCGUUCACUGGUCAUCCGAAGCCAAAGAUCACGUGGGUGAGAGAAGGCGAAGUUAUCGAGUCCGGCGGUCACUAUCAUGUAGAAGUCAAGGACAGACACGCCAUUCUCACCAUUCGCGACGGCAGUAAACUGGACAGUGGACCAUACAGAAUCACUGCUGAGAAUAACCUGGGACAAGAUUCCGCUAUUAUCAAGAUUCAAAUUUCUGAUCGUCCAGAUCCUCCACGAUUCCCGGUCGUUGACAAUAUUGGAACGGAUUCAUUGGCUCUGUCCUGGAAGGCACCCGUAUGGGAUGGCGGUAGCAACAUUACUAACUACCUGGUUGAAAGGCGAGAACAUCCUCUAUCGACUUGGAUUAGAGUUGGCAACACGCGGUUAACUACAAUGGCUGUCAGCGGAUUAACACCCGGCCACCAAUACGAAUUUAGAAUUUAUGCCGAAAACAUCUACGGUCGGUCUGACGCUUCUGAAGUAAGCACACUAGUAACGACCAGAGACACCGGAAAGAAAGCUAUACAAAAGAGAAAGUACGAAGUUGACGAAACCGGCAAGAAAAAGAGAGAAUCCCACAAAGAAAACGUCAAAGACUACGAUCAAUACGUUUUCGAUAUUUACUCCAAAUAUGUGCCCCAACCUGUCGAAAUCAAGACCCGAAGUGUUUACGAUGAUUAUGACAUUUUGGAAGAAAUUGGUACCGGAGCAUUCGGCGUUGUACACCGCUGCCGCGAACGCCAGACUGGUAACAUAUUCGCAGCCAAGUUCAUUCCUGUGUCUCACGCCAUGGAGAAGGAACUGAUCCGUAAGGAAAUUGACAUCAUGAACCAGCUCCACCAUCCUAAACUCAUCAACUUACACGACGCCUUUGAAGAUGACGACGAGAUGGUCCUUAUUUACGAAUUCUUGUCAGGAGGAGAAUUAUUCGAACGUAUCACGGCAGAAGGCUACCAAAUGUCAGAAGCUGAGGUCAUCAACUACAUGAGGCAAAUAUGUGAAGCCAUUAAGCACAUGCAUGAAAGAAACAUCAUCCAUCUGGAUAUCAAACCAGAGAACAUCAUGUGCCAGACUCGCAGGAGCACCAACAUCAAACUGAUCGACUUUGGACUUGCCACAAAACUGGAUCCUAAUGAAGUCGUCAAGAUUUCUACCGGAACUGCCGAAUUCGCGGCUCCCGAAAUCGUCGAACGUGAACCGGUUGGUUUCUACACUGAUAUGUGGGCCGUCGGUGUUUUGGCAUACGUGCUGUUGAGCGGUCUGUCACCGUUCGCCGGUGAAAACGACAUCGAAACUUUGAAGAACGUCAAGGCCUGCGAUUGGGACUUCGACGAAGAAGCAUUCGGUCACGUUUCGGACGAAGGCAAAGAUUUCAUCAGACGACUACUACUGAAGAACAAAGAGAAACGUAUGACCGCUGAAGAGUGUCUAAUGCACGCUUGGUUGAGCGGAGACCACAGCAACAGAACACUAGAAAUCGAACAAUCCAAAUACAUCAAGAUCCGCAACAGAAUUCGCGCCAAGUACGACAACUGGGAGUCGUUCAUUCUCCCUCUUGGCAGGUUAUCAGAAUACUCGUCACUGCGUAAACUACUCAUCGACAAAUACAAGAUCCAUGACGCCUUCUUCGAUCGUCGGCAAGCCGCACCUCGAUUCGUCAUCAAACCUCAAAGCGCUUUCUGUUAUGAAGGACAAAGUGUCAAAUUCUACUGUCGGGUUAUUGGUUGCGCUGCAGCGACACUCAGCUGGUACCAUAACAAUGUAGAACUCCGACAGAGCGUCAAGUUCAUGAAGCGCUACGUCGGAGACGACUACUACUUUAUCAUCAACAGGGCUAAGUUACAAGACCGUGGUGAAUACAUAAUAAGAGCCGAAAACCACUACGGAGCUAGAGAAGAAGUGGUCUUCCUCAACGUACAACCUCUUCCAAGAGUUGUUCCGGAUUACAAACCUUCCGAAGCUGAACCCGUACGCAGACGUGAACCACUACCAUACACCUACUGGGCCGAAGAACACGAAUGUGCACCUAGCUUCACCUUCCUUUUGCGUCCUCGCGUUAUGCAAGAAAGGGAUACUUGCAAACUGUUGUGUUGUCUGAGCGGUAAACCAUUCCCUACCGUUAAAUGGUACAAAGACAAACGCGAACUCAGCAAAUAUGAAUAUUCGAUGUCCACUUCCGACGGUGUCAUAACUAUGGAAAUAGUAGGGUGCAGACCAUCAGAUUCCGGGAAAUAUUCCUGCGUGGCUACGAACAUCCACGGACAGGAUGAAACAUCUUGCGUUGUUAUAGUUGAAGGCGACGCCAGUACUGAAGAACAGUCUAGACUAGCACAGAAGUUCCUGUAUUCGGGCGAUAGGAAAUAUAUUGAACAACCGAUCAAACCAGCACCUAUGACUGUUACAAUUAAGAAACCCAUCCCGAGUGUGUCACCACUGAGGAGCAGUUUGAACCAUUCUCCGUCUACCUUGAGUGUAGAUGGCGCCGAGAAACGAGCGCAGAAGAAAUAUGGCAGAUUGGAUUCAACGGGAAGUCCAAAUAGGUCAAGGAGUGCCACCAAAGAGCUCGCAUUACCACCUGACGAUUCAACCAUGUGCGCUCCUAAAUUCACCAAGAACUUGUCGGACCUUACUGUCAACGACGGUGAGAGCUUAACACUGACUGCUCACGUGAUUGGAGACCCAGACCCGCAAAUCGUAUGGUCCAAGAACAACAAAGUUUUGACUUCCUCUGAAGUCGUCGAUUUGAAAUACAAGAACGGAAUUGCCAAGCUCCACAUUAACGAAGUGUACCCUGAAGAUGAAGGAGAAUAUGUUUGUAAAGCCACCAAUUCAGUAGGAACCUCAGAAACUAGAUGCCGUCUCAAGAUCAAACCCAUGUCAAACGCUACUAACGGGAAAAAGAAGGACGGAGAAGACAAAGCCCCGAGGAUCGUGAGCCACCUUCAAUCCGCUUUCGUCAAGGACGGUGAACCCGUUACCUUGUCUUGCCGCAUCAUAGGUGCCAACAAGUUCGACGUCAUCUGGUUGCACAACAACAAGGAAAUCAAGCCUAGCAAAGACUUCCAGUACACUAACGAAGCGAACAUUUACAAGUUGAUCAUCGCCGAGAUCUUCCCUGAGGAUUCUGGUGCCUACACUUGCGAGGCUUUCAAUGACGCAGGAGAGAGCUUCAGCAGUUGCACCCUGAACGUGAUAGUACCCGGCGAGCAGCCCAAGAGCCCCGUGUUCAAAACAUUCCCGGUUUCCGCCACGGUGUCCGAAGGAGAGUCCGCCACCUUCGAAGCAGAGACAGAAGACGACGUGCUACAAAUCAACUGGCUGAAGGACAGCAAACCUAUCAAGGAGAGCAGAACCAAAUACAAGUUCACCGCUGACGGAAAGCGCUAUACCUUGCAGAUUGUGUCCUGCGACUCUAACGACGUCGGUCAAUACCAGGCUAAGGCCAUCGGAAAGAAAGGGGAAACCUUCGCGGCCUUCUCCCUCAACGUUGUUCCACCAGGAGAACUCUAAGAGCUCUGACUACGCUAUUAACGCUAAAUAAACGAACGACUUGCUCCGAGAGAAAAUGUACUUAUGUAUCAUAAUGUUGUGUAUAAAUAAUCUAUUUAUAAGUGUUUUAUAUCACGCGGCGAUCGGAAAGGAGGUGGCCCGGCAUAGCGCCCUCUCCUAAACGUCUCAGCAUCCUCAAUUUAACAUCUACGUGACGACUUUUCGGAUACAGCUCUAUGCCGACUACUUCCUCGACGACUCUCGAAGCAUUACCGCACCGUCAUUAUUAAUUUUUUUUCAUUUCAUUUGCGAAUAGGGAGCAGACUUGUCGAAUUAUUUAACGGUAUGAAAAGAGAAAAUUUUAUUUAGUGUGGAAGUGCUUUUGCCAUCUGUUCAUUAUGCCAUCGUUGUUCAUUAUUUAAGUUUUCAUAAUGCAUUAUCGCUUUUGCAAAGCCGUACCAAAAUUGUAUCAUACUAUGUAAAUUAAAAAUAUAUAAUUUUUAAA
Messenger RNA from Zophobas morio, 27539 nucleotides. It is a transcript of the gene bent, whose product is annotated as twitchin. The transcript has 70 exons. The coding region runs from base 227 to 27055 and encodes 8942 amino acids. Gene Ontology annotation, biological process: protein phosphorylation. The record is from RefSeq and is a predicted model, not a curated record. NCBI's taxonomy places the organism in Eukaryota, Metazoa, Arthropoda, Insecta, Coleoptera, Tenebrionidae. Gene Ontology annotation, molecular function: protein kinase activity; ATP binding; protein binding.